Molecule: messenger RNA, 1122 nt
Organism: Python bivittatus (Burmese python)
Lineage: Eukaryota; Metazoa; Chordata; Lepidosauria; Squamata; Pythonidae
Product: heat shock protein Hsp-16.1/Hsp-16.11-like
Biological process (GO): protein refolding; response to heat
Cellular component (GO): cytoplasm; nucleus
Source: RefSeq, a predicted model, not a curated record
CCGGAGAGGUUGAUCGCUGCUGCGGGUGUCUGCGGCGCUGCCCCCAUGGCGAGCUACUCCCGCGUCCUGCUUCGGAUGCUCCCGCUGCGGCGCUGGCGGCUGGCCGGCCUGGGCCCCGUCUGGCUCAGCGAGCCGCAGCCGGCGUGCAGGCUGCUGUGGCCGUCCAGCCCCAGCUUCGUGGACCGCGUGAUGGGCGACGUGGAGCGGCAGUUCCAGGAGAUGGAGAAGAUGAGCCGCGCCUUCUUCCAGGCGGCGCCGCUCGCCACCUGGGAGCGCGGAGGCCGGGAGGAAGCGUCGGAGGAGAGCGCCCGCCCGGCCGGGGAGGACGGCCGGCCUGAAGGGCAGUACCGCUUCUCGGUGGACGUGGCCGGCUUUGCGCCCGAGGAGAUGACGGUGAACCUGGAGGGAAGGAAAGUGACGGUGACCGCCCAGCGCCACAGGCAGAGCGAAGGCAGCGGCGGCGGCGGCGGCUCCUGGGUGGAGCGCCAGGAGCUCCGCCGAGAGACCCUCCUGCCGCCCGAUGUGGACCUGCAGGCCGUCACGUGCUCGUUGGCCCCGGACGGACAGCUGUGCAUCGAAGCCCCGCGCCUGGCCUCGUCGGCGUCCGCGCAAAAAGCCAUCCCCAUCGAUGUCAAGCCGGCGGCCGAUGCGAGUCUCGGCGGGGAGGAGAAGCCCAAGGACCCCUGACCGCGUGGACGCUCCCCCCACCCUCGCACCCACCCCGCGAAAACGAGCAGGCUCAGCGGCUGGCCGGAAAGUCUCUGCGGGGCCGAGCAGCCGAGCCUCGAUUCUCUUCCUCCUUUCCUUGUGUGCAAGGAAGCCCCUUUCGAUUUACACGCGGACGGAGGCCUGCCUGCCUGCCUGUUGUGUUACGUUGCUCCAGCACCAACGCGAUAGGAUAAGCUGAAGAUUUCAGAGGGUGUGCAGGAAACAGACUGGAAAGGGAGUGGGUGGGAAGGGAGGAGUGGGUUGCCCUCUACUGUACACAUGGAAGUUUGAAUUCUUAAAUGAGGGUGAAAUGUGACUGUGAGCAAGCAUGGUGUUCUUUAUAAGGACACAAAGGUGGACAUUGGGUAACUGUUAAACGUUUUCUUAAGAAUAAACUUAUUUUGAUUUUAAAAA